Molecule: messenger RNA, 1194 nt
Organism: Rhopalosiphum padi (bird cherry-oat aphid)
Lineage: Eukaryota; Metazoa; Arthropoda; Insecta; Hemiptera; Aphididae
Exons: 1
Coding region: 1-1194 (397 amino acids)
Source: RefSeq, a predicted model, not a curated record
AUGGCAGGAAGGGGUAACGCGGACCAGGAAGGCAAUCAGGAGAAUAUUUGCAUGAGGAACCUAAAUCCGCGUAGAUCUUUCUCAUCAUCUUCUUUGAGGAGGGAGCUUGGGUCUACGCAUUUUGAUUCACUCACAUCCCUUAAUAGUAACACGGAGAGUGCACAACAAGCUGCUGAUAUUAACGUGCCGGGGACUUCGAGAUCAAGAAGACAGGUAUUGGAGGAUAUAGAAGAGGAAAACAAAAAGAUGUUGGAGAAUAAGAAGGGGAAAAGGAACGACCCAUUUAAUUGGGGGGAAGUAGGGAAUGAACUCGCAGCCAGGGUCAAGGAAGAGUAUAAAAGAUCUAGGGAAAACCGUGAACAACAAAUCUCCGAAUGGGAAAAUAGGAACAGAGGUAUUAGAAGGAGCACUCCGGAUCUUUCUAAGGAUUCAGACGACCCCUUCUUCUCGUUCGGAGACUCUACCAAGAAGGACAAACCUUCAGGUAACCCGGCUUUAGAGUCAAUCAAGGAAGCAAAAAGGAAAAGGAUGGAAAAGGAAAUAAAGAGGAAGGAUAUGGAAAAUGAAAAGAGCCGACUUUAUGCCAUAGCCAAGGAAGAGAGGAGGCUAAGGGAAGAGGAUAUGUACCCUCCUCCACCUUACAACAAGUAUGCUCACUACAUUCCGGAUAGCAUGUAUGAGGAGUUACAAUUGAAGAGGCUUUUGCACGGCUUGUACACAACUUCGGAUCCAGAGGAUACCAGGAGAAGAAAAAGGGUAUAUCCCAUUCUACCGGAGGAGGACUAUUCUUACGUACAGACCCAGGAUCUUAGACACUGGAUCAAUGACGAAGUGUCAAGGGAGAGGCGUUCAGAGGAAAAAGUAUCCGGUGCAGAUGACAGUAUAAGAAAAAGGCCACAAAUGCCUACUCCAAGAACAAGGGAUAGAAUUGGUGAAGAUUUAUCAAGCACGGACGAAGAACCGUUAAAAACAUACAGCAUACAAAGACGACCGAUGAGGCUCAGGGGAGGGAAAAGCGGUAGCAGUGACAGUGAUAUGUCAAUCACCAGUGAUGGGGAACUGCCACCAAACAUGAGGAUGACACCAAGUGGAAUGCUAGUAAGAAAACGAGCGGAGAAAACACCGGAAAAGGAAGCAAAUAACGAUACAGAUUUAGCAGUAAGGAAAAAAAUGAAGGAGAACGAAGAACACUAG